AUUUGAAUAAUGGCAAAAUUUCAUAAUUAUUAUGUGUUAUGUCCACUGAUAGACCAAAAUAGUUUUCUUGGUGUCUCAAAGGAUAAAGAUUCAAGCAAUGUAAUUGUCACGCUCGGAAAAAAUGUUGUAAAUAAAUACCGGCUCUCAGAUCAAAAGCAAGUCGGCGGAUGGACUUCCAAGGAUCAUAUAACGGCAGCAGUUAUUUACGACAAAGAACAAGAUUCCUAUGUUGGAGUGUUUAAUAACAACACAAUCAAAAAUUGGAAUGAAGAUUCAGAAAAUCUUGAUAAAAUAAAAAAGCACAAGUUUCCGCUGAAUAUUUUGAAAUUAAUAACAAGACGAAAUCAAGCUCCACUUAUUAUAUUCUCCAAUGGGAACUGUGCAUCAUUACCAUACGCCAUUGAAAAUAGGAAGACUUACGAAGGGAAGUCUAUAUUGAAAGAGGGUGAAGAAAUUGUAGAUAUUGCUUCCUGGUCUGAAAAAAAAACUGAUUUCAUAUGUUAUGUGACAAAGUACAAAAAAGAUGAUGAAGAUAAAUAUGGAAUUAUUAACUGUCAGCUUCGAGAUGAACUUGGUGAUAUAGACAAGUUUAAACUGAGUAAAAUCAAGGUGACAAGACCUGAUAAUGUUUACGUUGUAGGGGAACUGAUAGUAGUAACAGCUGUAAAACAUGUUAUAUAUUUUUUAUGGAGUGAUUCAAAAAUGACUAUGUACGACAUUCAAACAAAACAGUGGGAUUCUGUUGGAACAGUGCCUUGGAUUUGCACUCUCAAGAAAGUUUCACUUGCAUUCAUGGGAGAAGAUCACCUUAUAAUAUUUGGUAACAAUUCGAACAAAGAUGGUGCUGUAAUUCUAGUAUAUAAUGUACUUCUUGGCAUUGUAUCAUACCGGUAUCCCAUGAAAAUGUACUCAGAUGAUGCAAAAUUAUAUUGUAUAAAGAAACGGAUAAUAUUAGAAGCUACCAAUCACAUUGGCACGCUACCUUACGUAUUAGAAACAAAAAGAAAUCUAUCCAGUCUUUUGGGAUCCCAUGAAAUUGGACAAAAUGAAUACACAACAGUUGCAGAUUGGGAUGCGGCUGAAGAACCCAAAUUUGGAGCUACCAAUGAAAUAAAGGAGCUGUUGAAACAUGGAUUUACAGAAAGAAGAAUCUGUUCACAAUUAAUAACACCACUUGUAGAACAAAAAUCAGUCGGUAAAAUAAAACAUCUCUUGACUCAUUUCAAAGAUAUACCUGAAUCAAUACUAUCAGUUCUUCUAAAGCAUGCUGUUAAAAUAUUUAAUGUAAAUGAGUUUGAUAUAACUGACAGGGAAAAGAGUGUAGCGCUUUUUAAUGAUAUGGUAUAUAACGAAAAAAAUAUGGGAAGUGGACUUCUGAAUUAUGUUUUAGGGAUCUCCUUUAGUGAUGCAUUAUUAAUACCACAUUUGAGAGAGAUGCUAACAUUGAACGACACACUCUUUGUUAUAAGUUAUAUCUCAUAUUUACUAAGUCAUCCCAUUAUUCCAAUGAGCGUGGAAAGGGAGGAUAGGCUUUGUGAUUGGUGUAUUAUGUUAAUGGAUGCAUUCUAUCAACAAUUUCUAAUGACAAAAGAUGAAAGAGUCACUCAAGUGUUACAAAAUACAUUGAAUACUGUAUUGGAACUGACGAACCAAUUGAUCAAAAUAGAUAAGUUUCUACCUGUUUUAAACAAACUCUUAAAUAGUAACUCUACUGAUGAUGUGAAGGAAAAAUUGCCGUAUAGUAUAGAAAUGAUGGAAAUAUAAUGUGAA
Molecule: messenger RNA, 1770 nt
Organism: Achroia grisella
Lineage: Eukaryota; Metazoa; Arthropoda; Insecta; Lepidoptera; Pyralidae
Exons: 4
Coding region: 10-1764 (584 amino acids)
Biological process (GO): maturation of SSU-rRNA
Cellular component (GO): nucleolus
Molecular function (GO): RNA binding
Source: RefSeq, a predicted model, not a curated record